Messenger RNA from Cucurbita moschata (crookneck pumpkin), 2386 nucleotides. RefSeq names its product acid beta-fructofuranosidase. Bases 177 to 2237 code for a protein of 686 amino acids. Gene Ontology annotation, molecular function: beta-fructofuranosidase activity. The record is from RefSeq and is a predicted model, not a curated record. NCBI's taxonomy places the organism in Eukaryota, Viridiplantae, Streptophyta, Magnoliopsida, Cucurbitales, Cucurbitaceae. Gene Ontology annotation, biological process: carbohydrate metabolic process. The transcript is spliced from 7 exons.
UCCUUCCAUAUUAGUCAAACCUCCACAUUUGGCUCUGUUUUUAGCUGAUUUAUCUCUCUCUACAGCACAGCCAAACGACAAUACAACACCCCUUCUCCCUGCAUUCCCCAUUUAUACCUCUCUUUCCCCCUUUCAACUUUCUCACCUCAUUCUUCUUACUUUUCUGCAAUACUCACAUGGUGAAGUUGAACCCAUUUUCUGCUUUCCCUGUCACCGCUGAUACACCGCAAAAUCUCCCUUUCUACAAUCCUCUUCCUCAUGAACCUGUCGAACCCGUUCAAUCUCCGCCUAUUCGCCGCCGACCCUUUAAGGGAGGCGUCUACAUUUUUACUGGGUUGCUCUUGGUUGGCUUAUUGGUCGCCAUUAUUUGUCAGAAUGGCUUGGGACCUGCCGCCAAAUUGCAAGGAAAUUCCUACUUAAUCUCCAAGUCGCCGAAGAUAUUUCGUCCGUCGUCACGUGGGGUGUCGGUCGGCGUGUCGGAAAAGGCAAAUCCCCAAUUUCUUGGCCGGACUCUCGCUUCGUUUCCUUGGAAUAAUAGUAUGUUGUCGUGGCAGAGAACGGCAUUCCAUUUCCAACCAGAGCAGAAUUGGAUGAAUGAUCCCAAUGGUCCAUUGUAUCACAUGGGGUGGUACCAUUUCUUCUACCAAUACAACCCACAAGCUGCAGUGUGGGGAAACAUUGUGUGGGGGCAUGCAGUGUCGAGGGAUUUGAUUCAUUGGCUUCACCUUCCAAUAGCCCUGCUUCCAGAUCAUUGGUAUGAUAUCAAUGGCGUUUGGACUGGUUCCGCCACUGUUCUUCCUGAUGGUCAAAUCAUGAUGCUCUACACUGGCUCCACAAAAGAGUCUAUCCAAGUUCAAAACCUGGCAUAUCCAGCCAAUUUAUCUGAUCCUUUGCUCAUUGAUUGGGUCAAGUUCCCUGGCAAUCCAGUUCUUGUUCCCCCACCUGGUAUUGAUUUCAAGGACUUCCGUGAUCCAACGACUGCGUGGCUCACCUCGGAAGGGAAAUGGCGAUUGGCGGUCGGAUCGAAGGUCAAUCGAACUGGGAUCUCGUUGUUGUAUGAAACAGAAGACUUCCAACGCUUUCAUCUGUUGGACAAUCUGCUUUGUGCUGUUUCUGAUACUGGAAUGUGGGAAUGUGUGGACUUCUUUCCUGUAUCUAAAACUGAGAACUAUGGCUUGGAUACGUCGGCUAAUGGACCCGAGGUGAAGCAUGUUAUGAAGACGAGCCUUGACGAUGAUCGACACGAUUACUAUUCGCUCGGAACAUAUGAUGAGAAGACUGGUACUUGGAUUCCUGAUGAUCCCAAGACUGACGUUGGGAUUGGGUUGAGAUAUGACUAUGGGAUAUUCUAUGCGUCCAAGUCUUUCUAUGACCAUAACAAAGGAAGAAGAGUGUUGUGGGGUUGGAUUGGAGAGUCGGAUAGUGAAUUUGCUGAUGUUCAGAAGGGAUGGGCAUCAGUUCAAAGCAUUCCAAGAACUAUCUUGUUUGAUAAUAAAACUGGGACCAAUCUACUCCAAUGGCCAGUCGAGGAAGUAGAAAGCUUGAGACAAGAAAGCCAUGUGUUCAACAAUUUGGUGGUCAAGGCAGGAUCAGUGCUACCACUUGACGUUGGCAUAGCCACUCAGUUAGACAUAUCAGCAGAGUUCGAGUUGGAUAAGGAAGCAUUGGAGAAAGCAACCGAAACAAACGUAGAAUUCAGCUGCCAAACAAGUGGUGGAGCAACGAAGCGUGGCGCAUUGGGACCGUUCGGUCUUUCGAUACUUGCAGACGAGAGCCGGAGCGAGCAUACUCCAGUCUACUUCUAUGUUGCAAAAGACCAAAAUGGUAGUCUCAAGACAUUCUUCUGCACUGAUGAAUCAAGAUCCUCUGAGGCAAGCGAUGUGUUCAAGCCAAUAUAUGGAAGUGCUGUUCCAGUGCUUGAAGAUGAAAAGUUCACUUUAAGAAUCCUUGUUGAUCACUCAGUGGUGGAAAGUUUUGCUCAAGGUGGAAGAACUUGCAUCACAUCAAGAGUUUAUCCAACGAAAGCGAUCUACGGAGCUGCUCGGUUAUUCGUAUUCAACAAUGCAUUGGAUACCAACGUGACAGCCUCGAUCACUGUAUGGCAGAUGAAUCCUGCAUUGAUACGCCCAUAUCGUCCCGGUGGAGAUGACUCAUCUAAAAGUUCAGUUGUUUUUAUACCGUUCUACCUGUUCCUAUUGGUUUCAUUGUUGCAUCUGAUCAUAUACAAGGGUGCGUGAGAGAUAAAAUUGUUUGAUCGAGCUGUGUUGAGUUGAGUCAAGUCGAGUCGAACUAGUAAAAUUGUGUUGGAAAAGUGUAUUCCUCACGUUCCAUUCAUUCUUUUUAGUUUAUUUGGGGGAUUGAUGAGAAUAGUUUUUUUUUUUUUUUU